AUGGUUACCAUGCCGGGUCAAGUGAAGGUACCAGGCGAGAAGGAUACCCCUUUCCCUCGUCGGCCGGUUGUCAUCCUCGGUGCAGGCAUUAUCGGCUGUGCUGCUGCCCUGCAGCUGCUGCAGAAUGGCUUUCAAGUCACCCUAGUGGGAGAGUACCUUCCGGGUGACGACAGCAUUUUCUACGCCUCAGCGUGGGCUGGAGCUGCAUGGCAUGCUGCUGCCAACAUCCCCGAUGACCAGAAAUACUUGCAGGCUGUCACGCAUCGACGACUGCUCCAGAUCGCCGAAGAGGGUCCUUCGUCCGGGGUCUGUAUCGUCAAUAGUCGGGAGUGCUUGGAUUUUGCUCCCGGAAAGAACUCGUCCCUAUGGGGAAAGACGGUAUUGAAGAAUUUUCGAACAUUACAGCCGGGUGAAUACUCGUCCGAGUUCGACACAGUAUGGGAAUACGACUGCCCGGUAGUCGAUCCUAGCAUUCACAUUCCAUGGAUUGGUGCCAAGGUCAAGUCGCUGGGCGGCCAGUUUGUGCGCCAGAAAGUAGCAUCUCUCCAGGAGUUGUACGACAUGUAUCCAGACUCCAGUGUCUUUAUUAACGCCAGUGGCUGGGGCAGUCGGGACCUGACCGAUGUGCUUGACAAGAAGUCUUUCCCGGACCGUGGCCAGAACGUGUGCCUUCGGACUCCAAACCACCAUGACCUGAUCUUCCGCCUUGGAAAGGAAUACACAUAUAUCAUCCCCCGUCCCAUAACAGGGCAUCUUAUUCUCGGGGGUCACAAUUCCCGAGACAACCUGAGCGGAGAGCCUGAUAUGGAAGUUGCCCGUGACGAGAUCCGUCGAUGCCACAAUCUUGCUCCCGACGCUGUCCCGGCAGAACCAGCCGAGUCAGACGUGAGCUAUGUGAUUGGCAUCCGACCAGCCCGCGACGGUGGGUUUCGUCUAGAGUCGCAGAAAAUCGGCAAUCGAACAGUGCUGUCGGCGUAUGGAUUUGCCGGUGGUGGCUACGCGUUCAGCUAUGGCGUGGCUGAUGCGUUGUUUAAGAUGGUCGAGCAGGCCGAGUUUGACCACGUUGUCCUGCAACAAUAA
Talaromyces rugulosus is the source of this 1080-nucleotide messenger RNA. RefSeq lists its product as uncharacterized. The transcript is spliced from 3 exons. The coding region runs from base 1 to 1080 and encodes 359 amino acids. Lineage: Eukaryota; Fungi; Ascomycota; Eurotiomycetes; Eurotiales; Trichocomaceae. The record is from RefSeq and is a predicted model, not a curated record. Gene Ontology annotation, molecular function: D-amino-acid oxidase activity; FAD binding.